Molecule: messenger RNA, 991 nt
Organism: Stomoxys calcitrans (stable fly)
Lineage: Eukaryota; Metazoa; Arthropoda; Insecta; Diptera; Muscidae
Product: glutathione S-transferase 1-1
Exons: 2
Coding region: 69-716 (215 amino acids)
Biological process (GO): glutathione metabolic process
Molecular function (GO): glutathione transferase activity
Source: RefSeq, a predicted model, not a curated record
AGUAUCAUUAAGACCAUUGUCCAGUAAAGAACAGUCUCAGUUUUUUGUCGCUUCGCAUAUUCAGAAAAAUGGAUUUCUAUUACCAACCCGGUUCGACUCCAUGCCGUGCCGUUUUAAUGACAGCAGCGGCUCUAGGCAUUGAACUCAACAAGAAACUAUUAGAUGUGCAGGGUGGUGAAAAUAAGACUCCAGAAUUCCUCAAACUUAAUCCCCAACAUACCAUACCCACUUUGGUUGAUGGAGAUUUCUCGAUAUGGGAGUCGCGGGCCAUUAUGACCUAUUUGGUAGAGCAAUAUGGCAAAGACGAUGAUAGCCUUUAUCCCAAAUGUCCUAAAAAGCGAGCAAUUAUCAAUCAAAGAUUGUACUUCGAUAUGGGAACGUUGUACAAAAGUAUUGCCGAGUAUUAUCUUCCGCAAAUGAUGAAAAAGGAAGCGCCAAAUGCCGAAGCCUACAAGAAACUUGAAACAGCCUUUGAGCUUUUGAACACAUUUUUGGAGGGUGAGAAAUUUGUGGCAGGCAAUGAUUUAACUUUGGCCGAUUUGGCCAUGUUUGCCAUGGUUAGUUCUUUGGUUGCCAUCGGUUUCGAUGUGAGCAAAUAUGCAAAUGUUAGCAAGUGGUACGACUAUCUAAGCGUCAAUGCGCCAGGAGCCAAGGAGAAUUGGGAAGGUUGUUUGAUUACAAAGAAGUUUGUGGAAGAGCGAAUGCCAAAACAAUAAAAAAAUGCGUACAUAAUUUACCAAAGACAUAUACUCGUAUUUGUUGUAUUAGACUUAGUUAAAUGUUUUAAAAAUUAUUUUAUUUAAUUUAACAAACUUAUGGCCUACCAAUGAUUUGAAAUGCAAGUUCCUUAUACAGAUUCAUCUGUCAAUAAAGAUUCCUUAAAAGAAAUGUAAUUGAAUUUGAAUAUAAUUGGGAGAGGUCGAUUUUUUGGGAUUAGUAUAAACUCCAUCAAAGAAAAGGAGGUACUGCUUUUGUCGUUUAGAUUUCAGAU